ACAGUUUGCCCAUGUGGAAAAGAGUCACCGGAGAGGAAUCGAUUCGGUUUAACCGUUCCUGGCGCGAAGCAAGUUUUGAUGUCACCUCCCUGUAUCGUCUUUCAGCAUUAAGUCAGCAUUGGUGUUGUACAAGUUCACGUGUAACUACAAGGGACGAUAAUGCAUCAAGAGUGGAUUCUUUCAAUCUCUCCAAAUCUAAGUUUUUGAAACCAAAAGUGGUAUUUAAGACCGCUGCAGAGAUCUUACACAGUGUUACUGAAGCUCACGGAAAGUCAGCGGCACAAUUCGCAGAUGAUUUGUUUGAUGAGUCUAAGGCCCUCAUGGCUGACUCUGGUAAUGCGGAUGCGUUGAGGAAGCGUUUAGAUGCCGCUGUAGACGCUGGUCACUUAACAGCAAUGAAGAUGUUAGGGUCCUUGUUCCUGUCUUCCACGUUUUCGGAGGACUAUUCACAGUUGAGGGGUGAGAAUUUAUUGGAAGCAGCAGCGGCAGGUGGAGAGACGGACGCUUUGUAUGAAAUUGCUGUACAGUUGCGUUCCGGUGCUGUGUUUGGAAUCGCUCCAGGGCUGGAUAGGAUCCACAGGCUUUUGUUAAAAGCAGCGGAUCAAGGACAUGAACAAGCACAAUUUUUCUUGGGAAUUCUUUACAUAACGGGAGAACUAAAUGGAGGAGUACCGUGUUAUGAAAAAGCCGAACAUUUUUUAAAAGCAUCAGCUUCGUCUGGUUUGGGUCUUGCGCAAUUUAUAUUGGGCAUAUUUGUACUUCGUGGUUGGUCCCCAACUACAGAAAUGAUCUUGCAGUCGAAGGAUGCUAAGCGUAUUGAGGCUUUGAGAAAGCAAGCCAUUAAGCUCAUAGAAUCAGCGGCAUCAAAGAAUCACAAGAAUGCAAUGCUUUGGCUGAAGGCUUUGUAUGAUCAGGAGAGACUGCAGAAAAAACAAAACUCAAGUGCUGAGAAGUUGACAACAGAGAAACCUGUGGAUAGUGGUUAAUUGAGACCUGCUUUGUCUACAGUCGCUUGGACUGUUUUAUAGCUGUGACAAAGUUGUUUUCUUUGUA
Molecule: messenger RNA, 1053 nt
Organism: Galdieria sulphuraria
Lineage: Eukaryota; Rhodophyta; Bangiophyceae; Galdieriales; Galdieriaceae
Exons: 2
Coding region: 12-986 (324 amino acids)
Molecular function (GO): protein binding
Source: RefSeq, a predicted model, not a curated record